Neoarius graeffei (lesser salmon catfish) is the source of this 3085-nucleotide messenger RNA. It is a transcript of the gene slf1, whose product is annotated as SMC5-SMC6 complex localization factor 1. Gene Ontology annotation, molecular function: protein binding. NCBI's taxonomy places the organism in Eukaryota, Metazoa, Chordata, Actinopteri, Siluriformes, Ariidae. The record is from RefSeq and is a predicted model, not a curated record. Bases 276 to 2960 code for a protein of 894 amino acids. The transcript has 19 exons. Gene Ontology annotation, biological process: positive regulation of double-strand break repair.
AAUACAGUAAGGCGGUCCGUAUCGCGCGUGUUUUCAUGUUGAUACAAACACUUGUUUGGUUUUGGGAAAUGUCUAGUCUGUCUGUUUGUUUGUUUUUUCUAAACGUGAACAUCCCUGUUGAAAGACCUGUUUGUGGGGAAUAAACUCCUGGAGAGUGUAAAUGUGUGAUUUGUGGAUGUAGUCGGGGAUGUGAGUGGCAGAUUGAUCCGGAUUCACACCGGCUGUGUUUACACCUUUCACAAGGACAAGCAGUUUGAGGAGUCUUGUGCUUCAGGAUGCUGGGAAAUCAGUAUGUGUUUCAGGUGUCAGGCCUGAAGGAUGUCCAGCAGAAAGCAGAGCUGCUCCGGGCCCUCAGGAAGCUCCAGGGUCACUACAUCGGAGGAUCUGUUUAUAAAGAAGCAAUGACGCACCUGAUCGUCACUAAGCCACUAGCGAGCGAGAAGUUCCUUGCAGCAUGCGCUGGAGGCAAAUGGAUUGUGACUCCUCAGUUUGUUCUGGACAGUGUGAAACACAAGGCAUGGCUACCUGAAGCUUCGUACGAGUUAAACCUCACAGCUAACAUUAAGGCUCCUGUGAUUGCAAACCCUCUUCAGAAAUGGAGGGAGAAAGUUGCCCGAGGCAUUACGUCUGGAGCUUUUCAGGGUUGGGUUGUUUAUCUUGAGAUUGAAGAUCAUGAUAGGAGGGCCAUGUUUGAAAGAAUAUUGAAAGCAGGGAAGGCCAUGCUGUACACUGAGAAAUCAGCCCCACAAACUAUUACACACGUGUUAACCAAAGAUGGAUCCAAAACCUCUCGGAAACUUAGUGCACCUUAUUUCAACAUCAGUUACAUUGCUGAACAUCUCUUUGGGGUGGUGUGCUCGGGUUUGAACUGGUCCAUUAAUUUGAGCAAACGGAGCCAGCAGGCGAGUUGUGUUCAACCAGAGGUCAUGGAGUGCAGUUCUGUAACCGUGGAGGACGAGCCAAUGGAUGUUACGGAUAAUUCCUUUCUUUUGAAGCUGGAGGAAACACUUAAAGACUACAUUAGCAGAAUGAAGUUCCAGGUGCAGAAAAGAAAGCUGCUGAAAGUCCCUGGGUUUUAUACCUACUACACUCCCGUCUUUCCAACACAGGUCACAGUGAUGGAUUUCAGUAAUGUCCAGAGCCUGGUGGAGUGCGGACUCUUCGCCCAGGCCCUGGAAGAGGUGCAGGGUCAUUUGCACCCCGGUGUGCUCCCUCCAGUCUCCGUGCUCCACGUGUGCAUGCAGCACGCACUCCAGGGUGAAGCAGAGCCGUACUUUCUCAGCACGUUCAGCAUUGUUCUGAACGACAUCCUGUGUAAUAACCCUACAUGGAGCUUUCCUGCGAGUGUUAAGUACUUCUUGAAGAUCCUGCAGUGCCCACAGUGUGAGACGGGAGCGUGGCAGUUUUUGCAGAUGUCCGUGAGGUUCUGCUUGGGGAGCACGGCGACCUGUCACUCGCUGCCUGGCCCCGCCUCCACAGAGCUGCUUCGUUUCCAUGGCAACCUGCAAGCAUUCUUUCUCAGGCUGUUUCAGCUGGAGCUGCACGCCACAGCCUCAGCUAGGCGGGCAGUGGGCUCGCGGGGCUCCGUGCUCUACAGCAUGUUCUGGAAAGUGUGGGAGAAGACGACACUGAACUCCAAAGCCCUGCAGCAGCUGGCUGCAUUACUGGUGGAAACCACACCCUGGGCUCUUCAUUCCUCUGAGGGGUGGAGGCUGCGAGUUUUGGGCACCCUACAGGAGAUUCUGGCAGUAGUGGUGGAGUACUGGGCUCAGGAGCACACUCGGCUCAACAGCCAGAUGGUGGAGAAAGGCUUUCAGGACUUUGCAGAGUACAUGGCGAUGCUGUGCCAAGACCUCCAUCCAGACGUUCUGAAGGCACUGGUUCCUGCCCUCCCGUCUCCCCGGCUCAGGCUGCUCACUGCUGAUGCAAUCUACAGAAACCUCUGCACUACGAACGGCCUGAUCAUCCACCCAGAGCCUCUCUCUCUACGUAAGAUAGUUUUCUCCUACCUAAAGGCCCUGGGGCAGUUGUGUGGGCGCACACCGAGCCAUUCAUCCAAGCACCGGACUGAGAGGACCGUCUCGCCCAGCUCAGGCAGUCAGGGUGCAAGAGAAAGAGAACAUGUGGGUGGCUCAGGUUUGGUGAAGGACAACGUGCCAAAAGGUUUCCAUCGAGUCAAUUCUGCAGGGGAGACCCUCCUGCAUCGAGCCUGCAAAAGGAACCAGGUGCAGACGGUUCUACAGAUCCUCAGCUUGCCUGAAGUGGAUGCCAAUGUUAAAGACUAUGCAGGCUGGACUCCCCUACAUGAAGCGUGUAACCAUGGCAGUGGAGAGUGUGUGAGGGCUCUACUGAAGCACUGCCCCGGCCUGCAGCUGGACAGCCAGGUGGAAGGAGUGAGUCCACUGCAUGACGCCCUGCUUAACCAGCACACGCACAUCGCCAAGAUGCUACUGCGCCAUGCUGGUUCUGCACUGUUGCAGUUGCGUGAUUGUUCUGGUCACACUCCGUUGGACCUGGUCUCCUGUGCAGCUCUGCGUGAGGAGCUCGUACGCUGUGCUGAAGAAGGAGACGCCGUUCUGAAGGUCCAGAGCGCUGAGGUGUGCGACGUGAACUUUGUGGAGACCUGCUCAUGUCUCCUCAGCUGCCUCCUUCUCACCUAUUUAGUGGAGCAGCACAUCCCCUCGUAUGAAACUGUAGAGCCGGUGCUGGAGCUCAGUCCCUCUACAGCACAGACGCUGCUUACCCUGAACCCGGAGACAGUGAGCUCACACUGGGGACACUCUCCAGCAGGAGACCUGGCCAAUGAUCUGAGGACUCUGAUGAGUAUGGAACAGUAUGUGCUGCAGUUGAGUCCUGCACUGAUGCACUGCCAUGGGACACACACCAGUCUGCUCAUCCAGCUGCUGAAGGACCUGCAGGCCGAGGGGACGGCUCUGCUCAACGGCGAGGCUCAACCGUGACGAGCAAAGAGCUAGUUCUUGUUAAUUUGUUGAUUGGACCAAGGGAUGUACUUUCCAUUCUGACCUUGAAUGUUUUUCAUCCAAUACGUUUUUCUUUCAUUAAAUAAACACUUUUUGCACUUUUU